This is a messenger RNA of Prosopis cineraria, 948 nucleotides long. Its product is annotated as GPI-anchored protein LLG1. The transcript has 3 exons. The coding region runs from base 243 to 755 and encodes 170 amino acids. Lineage: Eukaryota; Viridiplantae; Streptophyta; Magnoliopsida; Fabales; Fabaceae. The record is from RefSeq and is a predicted model, not a curated record.
CAAAUGCUAAUAUUAAGAGGCAAGGACAGCCAUUCAAGUUUUUGGCAGCCUCACGAAAAGCGCUUUCUUUCUUUGAUCCUUACCAUCACAUCAAUGCCUUUGAACCUUCAAUUCACAGAAAGCCAUUUUCUCAUUCCUUUGAACCUUCACCCAAAAGGGAGGGGAGAGUGACCCGACUAUCCCUUUGCGGAUUUCGGCCCCACCCUCGUCGUCCAUAUUUGAAGCCAACCAACAAAGAGAAAAUGGCUUCCGAUGCUGCAUUCUCUUUCAUUCUCUCUUCCUUUCUUUUCAUCGCCUUAGCCUCUGCUGCUCCAUUUCUUUCGGAGGAUAUAUUUGAGUCUGGGGCAUACACAGGUCGUUCUCUCCUCCAGGCUAAGAAAGCUUGUACCGUGGACUUUCAAAACCAGAACUACACAAUCCUUACAAGUCAAUGCAAGGGACCUCUGUAUCCACCCACUGUUUGCUGCAAUGCUUUCAAGCAAUUUGCCUGCCCUUUCGCGGAUCAGAUAAGCGACAUGACGACAGAUUGUGCUACAGUGAUGUUCAGUUACAUAAACAUCUAUGGAAAAUACCCUCCUGGCCUCUUUGCUAACGAGUGCAAAGAAGGCAACGAAGGUCUUGAUUGUCGAUCAGUUGAUGCAGCCAGUCCUACUCCUUCUAGCAAUGGUAGUAACUUGGUUGCUCCUAAGCACUCUCUGUUGCUUAUGCUCGCUUCUUGUUUCAUGGCCAUGUUCUUCCUCUUCCACUUGGUCUGAAUAUGAAUGGCUGAAAUGGAAAAAUAACCCCUGUACUACUACUUAUUGAUGCCAUUUUUUCUUGUACAAGUCUCAUUGCAAAGGCAAGUUUCUUUGUUGCUGGGGUUGAUGUUUUCAAAUCAAGAUUGCUUGGAAUAGUAUAUUACAAUAUAGUUUAUGCUUUGUUGAAUUGAUUCUUGGAGAAAUUAGAUCA